Ochotona curzoniae (black-lipped pika) is the source of this 3849-nucleotide messenger RNA. It is a transcript of the gene BACE1, whose product is annotated as beta-secretase 1. Bases 434 to 1939 code for a protein of 501 amino acids. Gene Ontology annotation, biological process: amyloid-beta metabolic process; membrane protein ectodomain proteolysis. Gene Ontology annotation, cellular component: trans-Golgi network; membrane; endosome. Gene Ontology annotation, molecular function: aspartic-type endopeptidase activity. The transcript is spliced from 9 exons. The record is from RefSeq and is a predicted model, not a curated record. NCBI's taxonomy places the organism in Eukaryota, Metazoa, Chordata, Mammalia, Lagomorpha, Ochotonidae.
CUUUCCGCCUCCCCAGGCUGCCUGGGAGGUGGGAGCUGGGUUAUGGUGGCCUGAGCAGCCGACGCAGCCGCAGGCGCCCGGAGCCUCUGCCCCGACCACGCCGCCCAACCCACUGGGAGGACCAGAAGAGGAGCAGCGAUCAAGCUGCCAUGCCAGCCCCUCCCAGCCCCUCGAGGGGCCUGAGCCCUCCGCUGGGGCUGGCCACCGCCAUCCAGAUGUAGCCGGUCUCUGGCUCUUCUCUCCUGCUCUGCGGAUUUCUCCUGCCUGUUCUCCAGUGCCUGAACCCAGGGACCGGCUGAGGGGUCGUAUAGGCUCUGCAGACCUGAUGUCUCCAAGGCCCCUCUCCUGAGAAGCCACCAGCAUCACCCAGACUUGGGAACACGCAACAGGGACAGGUGUGGGCCCUAGCAAGCCCUGAAGACCAGGGCCCACCAUGGCCCCAGCCCUGCCCUGGCUCCUGCUGUGGAUGGGCUCCGGCGUGUUCCCUACUCAUGGCACCCAGCAUGGCAUCCGGCUGCCCCUGCGCAGUGGCCUUGGGGGAGCCCCCCUGGGGCUCCGAUUGCCUCGGGAGACCGAGGAGGACCCAGAGGAGCCAAGCCGGAGGGGCAGCUUUGUGGACAUGGUCGACAACCUGCGGGGCAAGUCGGGUCAGGGCUACUAUGUGGAGAUGACCGUGGGCAGCCCUCCACAAACGCUCAACAUCCUGGUGGACACAGGCAGCAGCAACUUCGCAGUAGGGGCCGCCCCGCACCCCUUCCUGCAUCGCUACUACCAGAGGCAGCUGUCCAGCACAUACCGGGACCUCCGCAAGGGUGUAUAUGUGCCCUACACCCAGGGCAAGUGGGAAGGGGAGUUGGGCACUGACCUGGUGAGCAUCCCUCAUGGCCCCAACGUCACUGUGCGUGCCAACAUUGCUGCCAUUACGGAAUCGGACAAGUUCUUCAUCAACGGCUCCAACUGGGAGGGCAUCCUAGGGCUGGCCUAUGCUGAGAUCGCCAGGCCUGAUGACUCCCUGGAGCCCUUCUUCGACUCGCUGGUAAAGCAGACCCAUGUUCCCAACCUCUUCUCCUUGCAGCUCUGUGGUGCUGGCUUCCCCCUCAACCAGUCCGAGGUGCUAGCCUCAGUUGGAGGCAGCAUGAUCAUUGGGGGAAUUGACCACUCGCUGUACACGGGCAGCCUCUGGUACACUCCCAUCCGGCGGGAAUGGUAUUAUGAGGUAAUCAUUGUGCGGGUAGAGAUCAAUGGACAAGAUCUGAAAAUGGACUGCAAGGAGUACAAUUACGACAAGAGCAUUGUGGACAGCGGCACCACCAACCUCCGACUGCCCAAGAAAGUGUUUGAAGCUGCAGUAAAAUCGAUCAAGGCAGCCUCCUCGACGGAGAAGUUUCCAGAUGGUUUCUGGCUAGGGGAGCAGCUUGUGUGCUGGCAAGCAGGCACUACCCCUUGGAACAUUUUCCCAGUCAUCUCCCUCUACCUCAUGGGUGAGGUCACCAAUCAGUCCUUCCGCAUCACGAUCCUUCCACAGCAAUACCUGCGGCCAGUGGAAGAUGUGGCCACAUCCCAAGACGACUGUUACAAGUUUGCCAUCUCACAGUCAUCAACCGGGACUGUCAUGGGAGCUGUCAUCAUGGAGGGCUUCUAUGUUGUUUUUGAUCGAGCCCGAAAACGAAUUGGCUUUGCUGUCAGCGCUUGUCAUGUGCACGACGAGUUCAGGACAGCCGCAGUGGAAGGCCCUUUUGUCACCCUGGACAUGGAAGACUGUGGCUACAACAUUCCACAGACAGACGAAUCAACCCUCAUGACCAUAGCCUACGUCAUGGCUGCCAUCUGCGCUCUCUUCAUGCUGCCCCUCUGCCUCAUGGUGUGUCAGUGGCGCUGCCUCCGCUGCCUGCGCCAUCAGCAUGACGACUUUGCUGAUGACAUCUCCCUACUAAAGUGAGGAGCAGUAGGGGGCGGAAGACAAAGAUUCCCCUAGACCACAUCUGGGUGGUUCACUUUGGUCACAAGUAGGAGACACAGAUGCCAUCUGUGGCUGGAGCACCUCAGGACCCUCAUCUACCCACCGAAUGCCUCUGCCGACAGAAAAGAAGGAAAGGUGGUGAGGUGGGUUAUAGGACGGCGCCUGUAAGAAACAGGAAAGGGAAGAAAGAAGCAUCCUCGUGGCGAGAAUACUUUUGGUCACCUCAUGGCUUAGUUGGAAAAUCCUGCUGCUUCAAACUUCAGCCCUGAAACCUCUGCCUACCAUCCCUUUAGAUUUUCCAACAACACACAGUAUUCUCCUUUUUUAGUUCCAGAAGUACUGGUCUCACACCCAGGUCACCCCAGUGUGUAUCCCUGUGGUACCCUGGCAGAAAAAAAGCCAAGCUUCUUUUCCUGAAGGACAAAAUGCAAAGUUUGCAAUUUGCUUUAGAUAUAGGGACUGUAUAAAUAAGCCUAACACUGGUGCAAAGACUGCCUCUCGAAUUAAAAAUUUACUAGAUUGAAGAUGUGCAUACUUGAGGGUGGUCUGAGGAGAGGACAAGGAGUGCAAACACAGGAACAGUUGAGAUCACAGCUAGAAAAGACAGAAGCAUCCAUCACCACUUGCCAGUCCCAGUUGUAGACCUUAUCUCCAAGAUAGACUCCCAUCUUGUAAGAUGGGUGUUGCUUUCCAGUGUUUUCUGUGAUUGCAGUCUGACUAAAAGCAAGAAGGGAAGAAGGGCUUAUCUGGCCAAAGAGCUUUUUUGUUGUUGUUGUUGUUUUCGCUCUUAAGAGGAAAGUGCCCAUUAAGAAGUUCUGCUCAGCAAAUCAGUUCUUACCUUCUAAUGCCAUCUGCCUGCCUGAAUCUUCAUUUCACAGAUGACAGGUAGCACUGAAAAAUCCCAACCCCCUAGGUCUCACUCAGGUGCCCUCUUGGAGAGAAGCUGGAACACAGCAGAGCUGGGCUCUUUCUGGUCACAGUUCACUUCUUUCCUCAAAGCCCAGUUCCUUGGGAGUUUUGCAGCUAAGGUGCUAAAGGAAUAGACGGGAGCUCUCUCCUGCCUGGCCCCUGAAUGUAAGAUCCUAGGGACUCCCCAACAGGUGUAGAGCUGGCAACCUACACCUCUUCCUGGAUUUCUCACUGCUAAGUUCUAAGAAGGCAAAAGGUCUUUACGGAAUCCAGAGUGGUUUCAUUACUUUUUUGCCCUCUCUCGUGGGUCCUUUAUUUAUUUGACUAUGGCUACACAUACUGGCAAGUAUUAUCCCCAGAAUGUCAGAAAUGCAGGGGAUUCUGGCUCUCAUAUUACUGUAUUCUCAGUAUAAAGGCUGCUGGAGAAAGAAUGACAGCCCCAGUGAUUCCCCAUUUCCUUCACUAAAAGGGUUCCUUGAUGAAGCCAUCCUUUUUUCUGUGUUGCUCUCUAUUCCCCAUUCCUACUAGUAUGUGGGUACCCAGGCUGGUUCUUGGGCUAUAUAGUGGAGACCAAGUUCAUUUCCUCCCCAUCAGUUCCAACACAGCAGACUAUGACACCACUAUUUGUGGGAAGAACUGAAUUUUGCUGGUGCAUCCACUGCAUCCUACUCCUAUUUUAUGCUCACUGCAAGGUUCCACAAAUGGGACCUUGUAAAAUAUGGAAUUAUCUGGUGAGGGAAAGCAAAAUACCAGUUGGGCCUUUGCAGUUCCAGGCCUCAGCCACAAGCCAUAAACCAAUAAAACAAGAAUACUGAGUCACAGUUUUUUAUCUGGAUUCUCUUCAUUCCCACCACACUUGGUGCUGCCUUGACUGACGGGAAACACCCUGUAACUACAAAGACUGACAGAAACCUGGAGACUGUCCAUUUCCAUCUGGAAUUUACUGUGUAAAUAAAUGUCCAGAACUGCUACCGUGAAAA